Microdochium trichocladiopsis is the source of this 1287-nucleotide messenger RNA. RefSeq lists its product as uncharacterized. The record is from RefSeq and is a predicted model, not a curated record. Bases 168 to 1241 code for a protein of 357 amino acids. The transcript has a single exon. Lineage: Eukaryota; Fungi; Ascomycota; Sordariomycetes; Xylariales; Microdochiaceae.
GGCAGGCGUAAGUGGCUUCCCCGCCCACCCAUCACGGGACCCGAGUAUUUGCUUGGGUCUGUCGGUAUAUUGCAGUAAGCCAAGAGUCCAUUUUGUGUUGUGUGUUUGAUAAAUCGCCCCUGGUAAUGAUUGACUGACCUUUUGUGCCCUGUACGACAACCCAAAGCAUGCAUAUGCAACUCAUCAUCAUGAGCACGUUCUCGCCAUUCCUCGAUCGAACACAGCAACAACAAAGUCAACGACAAACACGGGCACGACAAGAGAAGCCACGCCCUGCGUCAACAGCGAACACAUCCCAAGAGAAUGCCGAAAGUGCACAUCAAGGUGGCAACGAAGAAGAAGCUGAAGUAAGCGAGAAUGCCGGAGCCCCGGCCGCCGCCGACGACAAUGACGACGACGACGACGACGGUGGGGAGCCACCGCACGAGACAGUAGCCAAGGCCAAGGUCGCGCUGGAGACCAUCGCCCGGCUGUACUACCUGCGCCACGGGUUCGCGCACACCGACAUGCUGCUCAUGGCGCUCGUCGUGUCCUGCGGGUUCAUGGUGGUGGAGGGCAUUGCGCGGAGCGUCGCGGAGGACCCUGCUGCUGCUGCUGCUGUUGCUGCUGCUGAGGAUGAGGGUGUUGGUGACUUGGACUCGGACGACGCAGCCGCGACCUCGGCGUCGACUUCGACCGACAGGAACUAUCCUGCCAUCAACGAGGACAGCCAGCAGGCCCGAGAUAUCGAACGAGAGCAGCAGGGCACCGAGAGACCCUCACGGGCACAACGGGGACAACAAGAACAACCGCACCAUGUCAGACCAUCAUCCGACCAACCGCGAAAACAGAAGGAGCACCUCGAGGGCCUGCGCUCCAGCGUCGUGCUCAUGGCCAAGGGCCUCUACGAGCAAGGCCAGAACCAGUACCUCGCGCGGGCCACGUUCCAGCUGCUCACGAGCCGGAUGCGGGCCGAGGAGCUGCGCGACGUCUGGCGGUACGCGCGCGUCCAGACCGACGACGAUGAUGACGAUGACGGUGAUGGAGAAGGAGGCAAUUGCAUCGGCGGUCCUGAUUUGGCAGCAGCCCGGCGUGCCCAGGUCGAGCUCGAUGCGAGACAGCCUAUCAAGUCCGAGUGGCCGAUUGGCGCGGAUAAUGUCGCGGUCGAUCCGGAGGAAAGGAGGCUGACGGUGCUGAUGAAGAAGCACAAAGAGGAGAAAGGGGCUGGAGCGGAGGUGAGGGCAGGUAGUGCUGAUAGUUGAAAGGGUUGGUUCGCUAAGGACUGGGAAAGUUUAGUGUGUAUCAAUG